AUGAUUUACAAUCAACUGGCAAAUUUGAAAUUUUUUGGGGAAAUUGAUGAUGAAGAGAAAACAGGUGAGUAGAAAUAAAGGUACCAGACCAGGCCUGUGCCGGAAACUUUCCGAAUUUUCCGGUUUUUUCCCGGAAAAAUCAAUUUUCCGAUUUUCCCACGGAAAAUGUGCUCGGAAUAUCCGGAAAAUGAUCUUUAGUAGUAAUAUUUACACAUUUUCCUAAAUAUUGAGAAAUUUUUUCAGUUUAUGAUAGAAAAAAUGAAAUUUUUGGAAUUUUUUUUUCAAUUUUUCAAAUUUUACUAUUUUUUGAACGUUAAACGUCUCAAAUAGUUACUAAAUUACCUGUGAAUAGAAGAAUUGUAGAUAAAAAUUGUUGUAGUGCCAACUUAAGGCUGAAAGUCGAAAUUUCAGACUUUGAAAAAUUUUCCGAAUUUUCCGGUUCAAAAAAUCCGGAAAUUUUCCGAUUUUCCGUUUUCCGGGUUUUGAUUUUCCGGCACAGGCCUGUACCAGACGAAAACCAGACGUGGGGAAAUUGUCCUGGCCAAAAAAGCUGUCCGGUCCUUGUAACCUGGCCUAAACCUGCCCUGACUCAAACAUGGCCAAAAGCCAUAAAAACCUGUCCGGGUCCUAGCGUGAACAAAAUUUAACAGUGAAAUGUUUAUUUCUGCAUUUUUUACGGUGUCUGCGCCUUACUAAAAAGUCUUAACUAAGCCUAAGCCUAAAAUUCUUACUAAGCCUAAGCCUAACACCGUAACUAAGCCUAAGCCUAACACCGUAACUAAGCCUAAGCCUAAAACCCUAACUAUUCUUAACUCUAACGAAGCCCUAAGCCUAUGCCUAACUCCAGUGCUGAGUAUACGUCCUAGUUUAAGCCUACCUGUGGCCCCAUUCUGAAAAAUUUCAAUGGGGUCCCAUUCGUACUAAUACAAAAAUUCAACUGGGUCCCAUUUUUUGCGGGGUCCCAUUCAUCACGACGAUUUUUAAACACCGGGGUCCCAUUCAGUCAUUCGGUGUCCCAUUUGGGAGUCCGAUUCAUUAUUUACCGGCCAAGACAGGUAGCCAGGUUAGGCACGCGAACCUGUCUAGACUUAUGUCGUACCACCCAAAACCAUGGUCCCCACCCCUGACCAAAACACAUCCUAAUUCAGGUAUUUCAAAAGACUGUGAAGGCUAUAAAAACUACACAACAUUCGAUAAAAUGGAUUAUCAACAAGCCAGUUGUUUCCUAAGAGCAAUAUUUAUCCCAUAUCUAUUCUUCUUCUACAUGUUUUUCUCUGGAAUACUUCUAAUUAAUCUCCUAACCGCUCAAUUAACAAAAGAAUAUGAUGAGAUUUGCGAAAACAGUAAAUAUUACAUGGAUUAUGUGAGAUACGAAUACACAUCGAAACUCGAAUCCAAAAAAUUUCCUUCCACCGCCACUUUCACUGGUUUACAUCGUUAUCAAAACGAUUUUCUGUAUUCCGUGUGUAUCAUUUCGAUUGUCCGAAUUUUUCGAGGGCACCGAAUUUGGAGCGUAUCGUUGUGAGAAUCUCGUGGAGGAUGACGUGGAAGAUGUGUGCAAUAAAGCGAAGAAUAUAGUUCGGAAUGAUAUGUGUCUAUUUUGGAAGGAUCUCAAUAAAACGGUGAAGAAUGCUGCCGAAAAAUAUGAUAUAACUUUGGAGAAUUUGGAGAAAAUUCAGGAUGAGUUGGAGAAUGUUAUCAAAAUGUAUAGUGACAAAUUGCGACCGCAGACAAGAAUUGGACAUAGACAAACUCUAGAUUAUCAAGGUGAUCAAUCACCAAUGCCUAUUGUGGAUUCAAUAGAAAGGUAGACAUCGAGCUUGAUUCUGAUUCUGAGUUUUGGGUUUUUUCAGACUUUCGAGCUCAAAUGUAAUGGAAGCUCCCAGGUUUGUGGCUGGAUCAACAAUUGAGGAUAAUAACUUUCGUCGCCCAUCUGUUAUGAAUUUUGAAUCACAGAAUAAACCAAAAUUUUCGGUUGGAUCAACUGUUGAAAAUGAUGACUCUCGCAGUCCAUCUGUUCAAAUUCCAGUGGAAUCAGAGACUUCCGAAUCGCACGGUCUGCUCCAAAACGAUGAAUCAAAUGUGCAAACAUGGUUUUCCGGAUGCACAAUUUCAUAA
This is a messenger RNA of Caenorhabditis angaria, 2118 nucleotides long. The record is from the annotation of a GenBank genome assembly. NCBI's taxonomy places the organism in Eukaryota, Metazoa, Nematoda, Chromadorea, Rhabditida, Rhabditidae.